Messenger RNA from Drosophila bipectinata, 1372 nucleotides. RefSeq lists its product as uncharacterized. The record is from RefSeq and is a predicted model, not a curated record. Lineage: Eukaryota; Metazoa; Arthropoda; Insecta; Diptera; Drosophilidae.
CAGCCGGAGAAGUGGUAUAAAAGCCAUGGGUCCCCCCGAAAACUCACACAGUAUCGAAGUGAAAGUGCGUGGGCGAAGUGAGUGAGAACCGGGAUUGGAUCGACUACGAAAUACAAGGAUUAUGUUUGGAUAUACUGUCUUGCUGUGGAUUCUCGGGCUCGUGGCCUUUGCGCAGGCGCAAACGCUGAAUGAAACGAGUGGUGUGGUGGCGCCUCUGGAGCCUGGAUUGUGGCGCCAGGGCCGAAGAAGGAGUGUUCUGGCAGAUACCUGCACCACCAACAGCGGCACCACCGGAACCUGCCUCACACGCUUCAAGUGCAUGCGGCAAUCGGGCACGGUGAACGGAUAUUGCGGCACCUACGGUGUUUGCUGUGAAACCAACCUCCAAGUGGGCGCAACAACCCGCCAAAAGCGAUCGAUUAUCAAGAGUCCUGCCACAUUCGCCACCGACCAAAUCACCUACACCAUCGAGGCGAUGAGCAACAACGUCCAGCAGCUUCGCAUCGACUUUGAGCAGUUCGAGAUGGCGCAGCCUGUGGACACUGAUGGUGUCCUGGAGUGUCAGGACUACUUUGAGGCUGGUGGCUUCAAGUUGUGUGGGGUGAACAAUGGCCAGCAUCUGUAUCUUCCCUUCAACGCGGCCGCCGGAGUGGAGCAGGUCACCAUUACCUUUGCGGUGCCCUCCCAGUCGACGGGAACCAAUUGGCGACUGAUUGUGACUCAGCUGGAGGGUCCUCCCAUUUCCAGCAAACGUCGCCUUACCUCCGCAGGAUUCGGAGCCAGCACCAACUCCUUGCAGGAUCUGAGGGAUAUUUUCGCCUCCCACCACGCGGACUACGAGCUUUUGGCUCCUCCGGGCUGCCAGCAAUACUAUACGGGGCUGACGGGUACCAUUCGCAGCUUCAACUUCCAGACUUCAGUGACUAGCAACUAUAUGCCCGAUCUGAGCUAUAAUAUUUGCAUUCAGUCAGCGACCAGUGCCAACAUGAUCGAAUACAGCUUCAGUCAGUUCUCCAUGUCUAUACAGGACGGCACCACCGAGGGUUACGAUGAGUUCUGCCAUCCCACAGUCCACACGGCGGGUAGGCAGGAGGACUACCUGAUGAUACCUCAAGGAAUUUUGGCCAAAAACAUGGCCUACCAGCCCACAUACUAUUGUGGCACUAACGAUAAUCUAGUGGUUUAUGCUUCACCACCUUACUUGCUGCACUUCUCCAGCGACGACUUGACUCUGGAUAGGUCUGUGGAGACUGGGUUCAGCAUGACUUACCGCCUAAGAAACUCACUUCUUUAAUCAUAGCGACUAUUAAAUAAUAUCAGAUAGGUUUGCCCGCAGGGCACACUAGAAUUUAAUAAACUCGAAUGUCUUUAA